CACUGUUUCGAUCCGCGUCAAAAUGGGGUUGUUGCCUCUCGAGUUCAGUGACUGCUUGUCAGAUAGUCCAUACUUUAGAGAAAACAUCCAUGCACACGAGAGAGAGUUGGAAAAUACGAGUCAGCAAAUCAAGUCGAUGAUUAAGGAAUGCAAAGAUUUACUGGCAGCUGCAAGAACGUUAUCGAAGGCUCAGCGUAACUUCUCCAGCACGCUGAUGAGAUUCAAGUUCGAAUGCAUCGGCAACACACAGACAGACGAUGAAGUUGUGAUAGCUGCAUCUCUGAAGGAGUUUGGCAAACUCAUAUCGGCAAUCGAGGACGAGAGAGAUCGCAUG
Molecule: messenger RNA, 334 nt
Organism: Priapulus caudatus
Lineage: Eukaryota; Metazoa; Priapulida; Priapulimorpha; Priapulimorphida; Priapulidae
Product: rho GTPase-activating protein 26-like
Cellular component (GO): cytoplasm
Molecular function (GO): protein binding; GTPase activator activity
Source: RefSeq, a predicted model, not a curated record